GCAGGCUUCGGCCGACACGAUUGCGAUGAGUCUGAGGCCCAGGGAGAGGGAGUGGCUGGCUCAAGACCACACAGCAGGGAACGGAAUGGCUCUCCACAAAGUGCCAAGGCCCUCCUCUUCUGACCUUUAAAAGUCUCUCCACUUGCUUUGCCACCACCAGAAGAGACCUGACUGCCAGGAUAUUGCCCUGCUGCUGCCCUGAUCUGUUAUAAGGGAGCCCAAGGAAAAGCCAGUUUCUGAGCAUCUUCCAUGUGGUUUGCCUGGUGCUCAGGACAUUAGUUUAAUCCUCCCUGCACUCCUAUAAAGGUGGCAUUAUGACCCCAUCUUAAGAAAACCAGGACUCAGACUGGUUAAGUGACUUGCCUGAGGUUACACUCUUAGUAGGAAGUGCAGUUGACAUUAACCCAGACCCUUCUGAUGGCACAGUCAUAGCCUUUCCAUCUCACCCUCUCAAAGGUUUUCUACUGUUGUCCCGGUGGGGGAGCCUGGAGCUUGGGAACUUGCCUGCAAGGUUUACCUUCUCCAGCAACUGGGGCAGGUCACUGGACAUCUGGGUGGGAAAGGGAGCUUCACUGCCUUGGACAAAGGCUUUGGAGGUGAGGUAGGGGAGUUCUGAUUCCCUGGGGGAUCAGAGAAAGUGAGCCAGGUUAAGAUUAGUAACAGGAGUACAUUGCGCUUUACAGCCCCAAGGCACCUUUAUACCCCAUCCUUGUGUGGUGGGUAGGGAAGGCUUCAGAGGUUCAAUAGUAAUAAUCUCUAAAGUGCUCACCACACUUACCAUGCUGAGUGCUUUAGGGUCUUUUCUCACUGACUCACCACUAACAGUAGCCUUAGGAAGGUUGGCCCCUAUUGCAGAUCAAGAAACAGGCAUAGAGAGGUUAAGCAAAUUGCUCCAGGGCACACAGGGACUAAAUGGUGAAGUGAGGACUUUGGAGACCUCCAGUGUGUCUUCUCUCAGCUCUGUUACUUAGAAAGUGCCAGGGGCACUUGUAGGGUGACGGGUAUGUUCAUGAUCUCAGUUGUGGUGAUGGUUUCACAGGUGCAUAUAUGUUAAAACUGACCAGACUGUACACUUUGAAUAUGUGCAGAUUAUUGUAUGUCAGUGAUACCUCAAUAAAGCUGUGAAAGAAAAGAAAAGCAUUUCCCACCAACCGUUCCUUCAGAGGCUCAAAGUUCCAGAGAGAAGCCACUUGGCCAUCUUCCUGCUUUGGGGUAAGGGACAAGGAUGGCCAGACUGCACGUGGCCACGAGUGCAUCUCAGCGCUCCUAGGCUGAGGCUGAGGCUGGGCUGGGCUGGCAGCCAUGGGGCUGGGUGGGCCCCAGGCCUGGCUGUUGAACUUGCCCACAGCUGUGGUCUAUGGCUCCCUGACCCUCUUCAUCACCAUUUUGCACAACGUGUUCCUGCUUUACUAUGUGGACACCUUUGUCUCAGUGUACAAGAUCAGCAAAGCUGCCUUCUGGGUCGGAGAGACGGUGUUUCUCCUGUGGAACAGCCUCAACGACCCCCUCUUCGGCUGGCUGAGUGACCGUCAGUUCCUCAGCUCCCAGCCCCGCCCUGGCAGUGGGCAAGGGAGCAGAGGAGGGAGUACCCCCUGGUCAGGCUCUGGGCUCUCCUCGAGGGCCGUGGUGCUGGCACGGGUGCGGGCACUUGGCUGGCACGGGCCGCUGCUGGCGCUGUCGUUCCUGGUGUUCUGGGUGCCCUGGGCCCCAGCAGGCCUGCAGUUCUUGCUGUGCCUGUGCCUCUACGAUAGCUUCCUGACGCUCGUGGACCUGCACCAUCACGCCUUGCUGGCUGACCUGGCUCUCUCGGCCCACGACCGCACCCACCUCAACUUCUACUGCUCCCUCUUCAGUGCGACUGGCUCCCUCUCUGUCUUUGCCUCCUACGCCUUCUGGAACAAGGAGGACUUCUCUUCCUUCCGUGCCUUCUGCGUGGCACUGGCUGCUGGCUCUGCGCUAGGCUUUGUGGGGGCCACGCGGCUCCUGAGGCGGCGGGUAGAGGCGGCCGGUAGGGAGCCGGGGUGUCCAGACCUGGCUGCGGAGAGCGGCCUGUGUGGAGAGGAGGCGGGCAACAUCACCUUGGGCCAGUACCUCUGGCAGCUGGCGCGUCACCGGAACUUCCUGUGGUUCGUGGUCAUGGACCUGGUGCAGGUCUUCCACUGCCACUUCAACAGCAACUUCUUCCCCCUCUUCCUGGAGCACCUGUUGUCAGACCACAUCUCCCUCUCCACCGGCUCCUUCCUGCUGGGCAUCUCCUAUGUCGCCCCCCAUCUCAACAACCUCUACUUCCUGCCCCUGUGCCGGCGCUGGGGCGUCUACGCCGUGGUGCGGGGGCUCUUCCUGCUUAAGCUGGGCCUGAGCCUGCUCAUGCUUCUGGCAGGCCCCGACCGCCCCGGCCUGCUCUGUCUCUUCAUUGCCAGCAACCGUGUCUUCACGGAGGGCACCUGUAAGCUAUUGACCUUGGUGGUCACUGACCUGGUGGAUGAGGACCUGGUGCUGAAUCGCCGCAAGCAUGCGGCCUCGGCGCUUCUCUUCGGCAUGGUGGCCCUGGUGACCAAGCCAGGCCAAACCUUGGCCCCACUGCUGGGCACCUGGCUGCUGUGCUUCUACACAGGUCAUGAUCUCUUCCAGCAGUCCCCACUGACCCCUGUGGGGAGGGCCCAACCCUGGCCAGAACCCCCGGCCCCACCCCCGGUUCAGGCCCCUACACUCCGCCAGGGCUGCUUCUACCUGCUGGUGCUGGUGCCCAUCACCUGUGCUCUGCUGCAACUGUUCACCUGGUCCAAGUUCACGCUGCAUGGGAGACGCCUGCGCAUGGUCAAAGCCCAACGCCAGAAUCUGUCACAAGUCCAAACCCUUGACAUUAAGACAGUGUGAGAGGUGCAACAAGGCCACUCUGAUGAGGACACUGCCCACAGCUCUGGGCAGGAGCCACUUUUGCCAGCCUGGUGUCCUGCUCCCCUGCCUUCCUUGGGUGCAGCCUCGAGAUCAAAGGGCAGAACGGGAGCUCCUGGGUCGGAGCCAGGAGCGUCAUUGGGUCUGAGAUCGUGCUUGGCUACCUGGCCCGGCUUGGGCAAGAGCUGGGCCGAAUUUGCUCAGGGACCUGCUUGCCCCUAUGGGCAGGAGUAAGAAAAGGACCAAGAAGGGAAGGGAAUGCCCUGUGGUCACAUGGGGUUGCCACAGGGCACAGAGGCCUAGCCCCCUGCCUGGGGCUGGGGCUUCAUGUGCGCUCAGGAACCACUUUUGAUACUGCCUUUCGUCCAGUCGGGGUGCUGACUGGGAGUCCCACCCACUCCGCCCCUCCACCCUUCCAGUGGUGUCUGCCAUCUCUGCUGCAGUUGUGCCUGAAGGAGCAUGCCCCCGUUGCUGCAGGGCUCCUCCACGCCCACCUGGCCUCCUAAGAGUUCAGCUCAUCAAACGGAUUAAAGUCUUUCUGUUCCCAUUC
This is a messenger RNA of Myotis davidii, 3445 nucleotides long. It is a transcript of the gene SLC68A1, whose product is annotated as major facilitator superfamily domain containing 13A. The transcript has 12 exons. The coding region runs from base 1303 to 2877 and encodes 524 amino acids. Lineage: Eukaryota; Metazoa; Chordata; Mammalia; Chiroptera; Vespertilionidae. The record is from RefSeq and is a predicted model, not a curated record.